UUGAGGUUAUGUUGGCGGUUACACGAGCAGGUUCUCAGGCUUUCUCAUACCAUGUUGUUGUAUAAUUGCAGUAAUUGCACAAAUAUUUCUUCCAGUUUCGAGCUGCCAGGAUCAUGUUUUCGGUCUUGAGCUUUUAGUGGUUUUUAUUAUUAAGUCACAACAUUCUUCAGCUUAGGCACUUGAUUCGGUCUCAUUUCAAGUGCAGGUUAUGCCAGUGUUUUGGGAAGAUUAAUUCAUGAUUAUGUCGAGAACCAUUCGAAAUUAGGUAUCUGCAUCAGUUAGUCAUUUGAAGUUUACUGUGGAACAUCUGAAAAAUGAACCUCUGCAAGAGAUCAUCUGAUCAGUCCAGCAAUGGGACGGAAGAAGACCCAAGGCCGUACCUAAUAAAUCAACGAUACGGUACAGACAACGAUAUCCUGAAACAAAAGAAGUAUUAUGUCACGGGUGAUGAGUUUUCUGUGGGCAGGUCGCAGGAUGCCACAUUAAGUAUUCCAGAUACAUUCGUUUCGAGGAACCAUUGUAUUGUGAAGAAAAAGCUGAAAGAAAAUUCUGAAAGUUCCUGGUUUCUACAUCACUUGGCUGGCGAUAGAAGCUCAACAUGGAUAAAUGGUAUACGUCUCAAACCUGAAGAAGUAAUCGAAUUGAACACGAACGAUUUGAUAGAAUUCAGUGAUAAGAGAAACUUUAGUUUCAGGUUUCAUGCUCCUGACAUCGAGUUAGAACGCAAACGAGCAAAGAGAGCGCUGGAAGAGGAACAGGAAAAAGAAAAAGAAGCGUUGACUAUUGCGGCUAAACUGAUGGCCAACGAGUUAGAACAAGAGAGGAUGAAAAAAGAAAAGGAGGAGUUGGAGCUGAAAAUGCAAGAACGCAUUCAAAUGCUCGAGGCACAAUACCAAAAGGAGAAAGAAGAAUUAGAAGAAAAAAUUAAAACAGACAAUUUAGAGAGGAAAAAAUUAGCUGAAGAGCGAGCUCUGUUAGAAGAGAAAUUGGCCCAAGAAAAACUCUUGGCUGAACAAAAGUUUAAGGAUGAGAAACUUGAAUUAGAAGACAAACUGAAAGGGUUAGAAGAAACAGUAAAGAAAAUAGAGGAUGAGAAAUUACGGAAAGAAGAAGAACGUAAACAAUUGGAAGAAGAAGCAGAGAGAAUAAAAGCUACACUAGCGGAAAAAGAGACUGCCCUGAAGGAAACAGCCGAGCAAUUGAAAAAAGACGGCGAGUACGAGGAAAACAUAAAAAAAAUGACGGAGGAACUAGACAAGGUGAAGUCGGACCUGAUUCAGAACUUGGACAAACAGUCUCUACUGGAGAAACAGUUGAAAGACACGGCUGGUUCUAGUUAUCUAAUAGCCAAAACGGAGUUACUCGAAAGUUUUGGUGAAGUUGUGGAGUCAGAACUACAGUGCAGUAUCUGCAAUGAGUUGUAUAUAGAGGCAAUGGUGCUACAAUGUAUGCACACUUUUUGUGCAUAUUGCUUGAACAAGUGGAAAAAAAGGAAGAAGGAGUGUCCUGUCUGUCGAGCCAAAAUCAAGACUGAAAAUAGAGCUUUCAUCUGGGAUUCGUUCAUUGAUAAAAUGGUCAGCAAAUUGUCAGAGGACCUGCAACAGAGAAGGAAGCAACUCAUUGCUGAAAGAGCAGGAAAUGGGUCUACAAGCCAGACUGCUUCCGUCACUCCUGCCUCCUCUUCUGUCAUCCUUCCUCAUGUGAUUACGACCAACGGUGGUACAUACCAAGUUGCUAACAUCAACACAUUAUCUCGCCUCAACACAUCAAUGCCACGAGCACCAACCGCCCAAACGAUUCGAGUUGCAGUUCCUGUAACGAGCACCGGUAUGAUAGCUUCUGCACACCCUUCAUUAGCAAGAGGUCCUAAUGUUAGAGGACCGUUUAUAUCAGGUGUUCGUCUAUUAGGAAGCAUUGAUCUAACGCAAAACAGACCUAACAUAUUACCCAGAACACCGUCAAAUCCUCGUGCAGCAUCAAGCUCUUCAGCUAGUAGAUCAUCUACUGACAGAAACAAUGCUGUCUUGGCAGCUGCAAGAGCUGCUCUAGCCGGAAGAUCUACGCCUGUGGCUAGUUCUCGCUCAAGUUCAUCUUCAACCCAUAGUUUAAGUCCUAGCCGGAGCUCAGCACGUCUGCGGGCCAAAAGGCGGAGAGUACCCACAGAGUCUAGCAAUCCUGAUGAGGUUGUCGAUAUCGAAGAACCCACCACAUCAGAACCUAUCGUCAUCGAAGAUGCAGUGAUUGAAAUCCCAGAUGAGUCUUCAACCACUCCUGCCUCUGCGAAUGCAACCUCUGUCAGCUCGGAUUCCGACGAUGACAAUGUCAUUGUUGUUCCUGUACGGAGAUUGAAUAGGUCCAACCCUACAGAUUCGCCUCAACCAUCAACAUCAAGCUCAGAGCCACCAGCAUCAAAUUCCAGAACUUCAAAACGGAAGAGAGAUACUACUAUUGUCCUAUCUUCCGACAGUGGUAGAAACUCAAGCGAUUCGAACUCUGACACUGAUUCUAGCUCGGUUGAGGGGCAUUUUGAUUAUGAAUACGAUGGCGGUAGGUGUUGGGACUGCGGGCGAAGAGGUCAUUGGGCAAGAGCCUGUCCGGAAAAUCGGUUAUAUUAAAGCUAUUUCUUGUGCGUAGUUUUACCGUACUAUUACAUAUAACUUCGGGUAGAUUUUGGAAAGAUGAAGAGUAUAUUAUUCAUUGAAAUUCGUUCUUCGUAAAUGGGACAUGUUAAGACCAGGCGAAAAUCGAGUGGAGGUAAUAAUUAGUAAGGUUUCCUGAUUCCUUUAUCGGCAGACAACAAUAAGUUCUUUGGCUACUCUUACAAAAUUUAAUAUGAAAAAUUUUAAGGGUCUGACAAAGGAAUGAUGAAGAAAUCUUGUGAUUCAACCAUCUUAUAAAACAACUUCACCUCUAUUUAUAAUCAUGUCCCACUGACAAAAGUAAAAUUGAAAAAUUGGCCAGCAUCCAGCUGUUGUUAUAUUUUUAAGCAAUCCUGUUUUGACGGUGAAACUGCAGAAAUGUGUAAUUUGGUUUGUGGCAUUGCUGACUUCCUGUCAUAUUUUAUUUCCUACAUACAAACUACUAAACGUCUUUUCUUGAAGACUUCGGCGGCCCACUCUUUAAGAAGAACACUCAGUAAACAAUUCAAGCCAUAAUGUUUUUGAGAUUCCCUUUUUAAAAAUAAAAUAGAGACAGAGAUUUGGAAACAUCGCAACUGAAUUAUGCAUUUUUGCAGUCUUACCGUUGAUUUUUCAAUCUCUACAAUCUGUUAAUUUAAGUUAAGCCUACUUUAAGCCUACUUACUAAGAGUAAUCGAGCACUGCUUUUUAACGCUUUUGAUGAUGUAAACAUUUUUGACAUCAAAACCCUCUCUUGAAGUAUUUCAACUUUUGUACAAAUAAGUGCUCAAAUUCUUAACUUAUCGCAUCAGAUAAUAAAUUUCGUAUACUUUGGAGCUGCCAAAAUGUCCAGUUUUGUUUACAGAUCUUGUGUCACAGAAAACUGUUCGAAAGAGAGGGUUUAAUAAUGGAUUACAUUUUGCAACAAGGAACCACUAUUUCUGGCUCAUUUCAGAAAUAACAUAUGUGCCAUCGAUUUCCCUAUGAAGAUACGUGCUUUUAUGGAAGAGCCAGAGAUAGUGGAUCCAUAUUGCAAAAUGUAAGCCAAAUUAUGUGUUGGAUAUGUACAGAUUCUAAUGACUAGAGAAACUUAUCAUCGUUUAUCCUCUGCUUUGUCCCUUUAAAAAAUCGAAGCCUUGUUUUUUUUUGGGAUCAACAAUCUUUUUUCAAAAUCAAGUUAGGUAUUUUUUUUUUUCAUUUCCGUCAAGUUACUCUUCAAAAAUGAAAGUCAGUAGGGCCCUCACGAAAAAAAAACCUGAGUUGUAACAGCAUUAGAAUGCGUCAUAGUCAUUGUAAAUUUUCAAAAAAAAAUUUAGGGGGCCCCUCUGUAUUGGUGGUAGUUUCCUUCCCUGCACACGCACUGUGCCCUAUCAAGGCCCUCCAAGUAUUGUGCUUGAACGAAGUCACUGGGCUUUAAUGUGCAAAUGUAAGUCCUCUAAAAAUUUAAAGCAACACAAAUUAACAGAAAAGAGUAUCUUCCUCUACAUUCAUUUGAUUUAAAAAAAUUCAAUUCUUAUAUUUCCUAAUGGCAUUGUAAUGAGAGGCCUCUUUCUAUUUUUGAUAAUAUUUCAUUUUUAAUUUUUUUUUGUGACACUUUCCUCCCAAUUUUUUUCUCUCCUAUUUCUGAAUGAAUGACUCCAAACCUAUCUAUUUCACAAAAAUGCUACCAUUUGGGUGUCAAGCUGUGAAAUUAAUCUUAAAAUUAUUUAGUUCUAUCAAAAUCAAACUGAGAGGGAUCUUAUGAAUUAUCCGAAAAAAUAAUUGUUGUUAUUAAAGGCUUCAAUAAGUCAUCCCCAACUUCUACUUUCUAGAUAUUGUACAGUUAAUAUGAAUUCAAAUCACUUCAUCGUAAUUAUCAUGUUUGAGUAAUUAAGUUAAAUUUUGAUUUUCCUUGUCGGAAACUUAUAUUCUAAGUGCACAAAGCAGCCUUUAACUUAUUAGAUUUUAAAAUACUGUUCAAAUUGUUUCAGUGUUUGGUCAUUAAAAACUUGGUUUGGUACCGCUGUACCUCAUCUCUCAGGAUGUCCCUGCUAUGUACUUCGGAUAAAACAUGAAUUUAUUAUGUAUUGUAAAUGUGUAAUUGUACACUUUGUAAAAUUUCAUCUGUAUUUUUAUAGAUCAAUAUUUCUGGUUCCUCAUUUUGAUUUAAGUUCAUGGGUCAGUUUCAUUUGAUAGAAUAGUAUUUGGAUGGUUACAGCCUGUGGGGUUUCAUAAAAUUAUGAUCUGCGUGGACAAGAAAUUUAUACAACGAAGAUCAACGGAAGUAUUGCCCCUCAUAAACCUCUGUUAAUUACGUCAUCCUCUAAGACAGUUUAUUGUAUGUUUCUUUCCAACGGAUGAAUUUAAGGAGGAAGAAAUCAUGGCAAACACUACCUCUGUGAAUAAAGUCAUACAUUUUUUUCUUCUUUUCCCUCUGAGGCAAUAUUCUGGACAAUAGUAAACACAAAAACUUUGGCUUUCAGACAGCUCUUCAAUUUUUUUUUAAACCUACAAGUUGUAACCAUCUGAGGAAAAUUCCGUGACAAAUGCAAUUGACUCACUUAACGUGUCUCCUGUGAUAAAACCUGUAUUCCACUUGGAAAUUAAUUUCGUUUCAGAAUUUUGCUAACAGCAAAUUUCUAUCUUUGGAUCAUUUUUUUCAUAAUUUGUUUCCUUUAAAUACAUUUUUUUCCAUUAUUUAA
Messenger RNA from Bemisia tabaci, 5299 nucleotides. RefSeq lists its product as uncharacterized. The record is from RefSeq and is a predicted model, not a curated record. Gene Ontology annotation, molecular function: histone binding; ubiquitin protein ligase activity; nucleic acid binding. Gene Ontology annotation, cellular component: nucleus; site of double-strand break; ubiquitin ligase complex. Gene Ontology annotation, biological process: protein K48-linked ubiquitination; ubiquitin-dependent protein catabolic process; double-strand break repair. NCBI's taxonomy places the organism in Eukaryota, Metazoa, Arthropoda, Insecta, Hemiptera, Aleyrodidae.